Messenger RNA from Clonostachys rhizophaga, 297 nucleotides. Lineage: Eukaryota; Fungi; Ascomycota; Sordariomycetes; Hypocreales; Bionectriaceae. The record is from the annotation of a GenBank genome assembly.
AUGCAACAGAGUUUCUCUGCUCUGCCUAAGUUGUUCAUCCAGACUUUCGCAAAGCUUAUUCUUGGGCACUUCUGUUGGUUUCCCGUCAAGCGCGUUGUUGGUUCGCCCCUUACUGUGCUUGUCAUUUUGCUGCUCGCUGGGUUGAUACUCGUCGGAUUGGUAUUCGCUGGGUUGUUCCUCGCUGUGGGAGCUGGCGUCAUCUUCAUCAAUAUCCUCAUCCUCCUCAUCAUGCUCAUUGUCCUUUUCGCUAUCGAAGGCUGCAUCAUGAACUGUAUCGCGUUGAAACCCUUCACUUAA